Rhodamnia argentea is the source of this 3087-nucleotide messenger RNA. Its product is annotated as putative disease resistance protein RGA4. Gene Ontology annotation, molecular function: ADP binding. The coding region runs from base 1 to 3087 and encodes 1028 amino acids. The record is from RefSeq and is a predicted model, not a curated record. The transcript is spliced from 2 exons. Gene Ontology annotation, biological process: defense response to fungus. Lineage: Eukaryota; Viridiplantae; Streptophyta; Magnoliopsida; Myrtales; Myrtaceae.
AUGGCGGAAGCUGUCAUCAUCAGCAUCGCCGGAGACAUCAUUUCUAAUCUGCUUGCUCAAGCACUAAAAAAGGUGGGAAAUCUAUGCGGCGUCAAACAAGAAAUCGAGAUGCUCAGGGACAGAGUUUCCAGGCUUCGGGCUGUACUGGACCACGCAGAAGAGCAAUACUACCACAGCCCCGAAAUUCAAGUUUGGCUUGAGAAACUGAAAAACGCUUUCUAUGACGCGCAUGAUGUGCUUGAAGAACUCAAUAUAGAAGCUCUGCAACGAGAAUUGAGAGGCCACAAUGAAGUGAUCAAGGAGGUAAGGACAUUCUUCUCGAGUUCAAACCAGCUUGCUUUUAAUCUGAAGAUGAGUUACAAAGUUAGAGUAGUGAGAGAGAGAAUAGAAGCCAUUAAGGCUGAUAGGGGACUCCACUUGGAGGAGCGCCCUGUAUAUUCGCGAGUAGAGGGACAGUGGAGGAAGGGAGAAGAGACGCAUUCAUAUAUAAGUGAGGGAGAUAUGAAAGGCAGAGAUGAUGACAAAAGGACGAUUAUAAAAAUUUUGUUGGAUCCAAACAUGGAAGAGAACGUUUCCAUUGUUCCAAUAGUUGGAAUUGGUGGGCUUGGAAAAACAGCACUUGCUCAAUGUGUCUAUAAUGAUGAGAUGAUUAAUAAGCAUUUUGACUUGAAUAUGUGGGUCUGUGUCUCCAAUGACUUUGAGGUGAAAAAAAUAGUCACAAAUAUCAUAACUUGUGCAAAGAAGAAAGAACCCAGUGAGGUUGCAAUGGAACAGUUGCAAAUUGAAUUGAGGGAAGAAAUUCAUGGGAAGAGAUAUCUUUUAGUUUUAGAUGACUUGUGGAAUGAGGAACUAGAAAAAUGGUUGAGCUUGAGAAAAUUAUUGAUGGGAGGUGCUAGAGGAAGCAAGAUCCUUAUAACUACACGUCUUCCUUCGGUUGCGAAGAUCACCGGCAACACUCCGCCCCAUUUUCUCGGGGGCUUAUCUGAAAGUGCUUCUAUUGAUUUAUUAAUGCAAAUGGCUGGUCGAAAGUUAGAGGAGAUGCAAGAUUUUGACAUGCUAGCCAUCAUCAAAGAAAUAGUUAGAAAGUGCUCUGGGGUUCCAUUGGUUAUUCGAACUGUUGGGGGUUUACUAUCCUUUAAAGAAAGUAAACAUGAAUGGUUGCCAUUCAAAGAAAAUGAGCUCGCAUAUGUGUCUCAAAGGGAAGACAACAUAAAAUCAGUUUUUAAGCUAAGUUAUGACCAUCUUCCUUCGCAUUUGAAGCAAUGUUUUGCAUUGUGUUCAUUGUUUCCCAAAGAUUAUGAGAUAAAUAAGCAGACUUUGGUCAAUCUUUGGAUGGCAGAAGGAUUUAUCCAGCCCUCGCAUAGAAAUCAACACUUAGAAGACAUUGCCCAUAGAUGUUUCGUGGAUCUACUUUGGAGUAAUUUCUUCCAAGACUUUAAGAAAGAUCCAAACACGGAUGAAGAGACCUGCAAGAUGCAUGAUUUGAUGCAUGAUCUAGCCUGCUUAGUUGCAGGGAUUGAGUGUUGGGUGGCUUGGGAUGAUAGAAAAUCCAUACCCGAAAGAGCUCGUUAUAUAUCUCAUAAUACAUCUUCCAAUUUGAUGGGUAAACUUCCAAUUUCACGCUUGAAAGCGCGUGCUCCGAGAACAAUUAUAUCUACUAUUGAAUAUAGGGAAAUAGGACGAGAAUCAAUGAGCGAAGCCGAUCUACGAGAACUCAUUCAAAGUUUCAAGAGGUUGCGCAUCUUGGAUCUGCAUGCCAUGAAUGUUGAGAAGGUGCCAAGGUCCAUUUAUAAAGCUCUUGCUAAGAAUUGUUGCGAACUUGAGGAGCUGAAAGGGCUUAAUAACAUUCGAGGGAGCCUUAGCAUUGAAAAUCUGCAAAGCGUGAUAGAUGCAGAAGCAGAAUAUGAGGCAGCGAACUUGAUAGGGAAGCAUUCUUUGGAAUCUUUGGCACUUGAUUGGGGUCGUUUCGAUGCGGAUGAUGUAGUAAUUGGGAAUAAGGAUGAAGUUUUAUUAGAUGGAUUGAGGCCGCACUCGAAUCUGCAUAAGUUGACAGUCUAUGGAUAUAAAGGUAAGAGGUUUCCAAGAUGGAUGACGGAUGGAUCUUCCUUCCCCAAUUUAGCUGGGUUUAGCCUGUAUGGUGGAGAAAGGUAUAAACAUUUCCCUCAACUUGGCCUUAACAAGUUAAAGACUCUAUCUCUCUGGAGGAUGGAGUUUCUAGAGUGUUUGCCUGAAGAGUGUUUGAAAAGUCUCACCUCGUUUGAAUCUCUUGACAUCAGACAUUGUCCUCGGUUAACUUCCCUCUCACAAGGUAUGAGACAUCUAUCCAACCUGGUGGAUCUCACUAUCAUAAGUUGUGGGGAGCUGGAUAUAUCCAAAGACGAAAGCGGCAACAUCAUCAUCUUGGAUGAUUCCCAUGGAGGAGGAGGACUUCUUCACAGUCUCCGCUCCGUGGACAUCCGAUACCUUCCCAAAUUGGAAUCUCUCCCACACUGGCUUCUACAGCUCAACAAUCUCGAGCAUCUCCAAAUUUGGAGUUGCAUCAAUUUGAAGGAAUUACCAAAGCAGAUGGGGGCCCUUCAAUCCCUUCAAUGGCUUGAAAUCAUCCGGUGCCCCUCGCUGACGUCAUUACCCGAAGGAAUGCGAAGGCUUGUCUCCCUUACUCACCUACACAUUGAACGUUGCCCAGAAUUGGAGCUGGAUAUAUCCAAAGACGAAAGAGGCAACAUCUUGGAUUUCCAUGGAGGAGGACUUCUUCACAGUCUCCGCUCCGUGGACAUCAAUUACCUUCCCAAACUAGAAUCUCUCCCUCAGUGGCUUCCACAGCUCAGCAAUCUGGAGCGUCUCCAUAUUUCCUUUUGCCUCAAUUUGAAGGAAUUACCAGAGCAGAUGGAGGCUCUUCAGUCACUUGAACGGCUUGAAAUCGAAUGGUGCCCCUUGCUGACAUCAUUGCCCGAAGGAAUGCGGAGGCUUGCAUCCCUUACUCACCUAAUAAUCCACAAUUGCCCUGAAUUGGAGGCGAGGUGCAAAAGAGAUGCAGGCGAGGACUGGCACAAGAUUGCCCAUAUACCCAACAUAUAUUCCUACUGA